CAGGACAGAUGACUUGUGAAUUUUCUAACCGGCGCGGCGUCGAUUAAAUAUGUACUAGUAUUGAUUAUUUUUAAGACUACUUCAUUGGGAAUUUCCUCGAGGCUUACAGUCAACCAUACUCGUCAAAAGUUUUCCCUCAAGAAAUUGAAAUUCAUUUAACAGUUUAUUUCUAGUCAGAAAGACAAAGAAGAACAUUUCAGCUCGAGAUGGCGACUGAAACUUUAAUUCCUUUGGAAUCUAAUCCCGAUGUCAUGAAUAAAUUUCUUCAAAAACUCGGUGUUCCAAAUAAAUGGGGGAUUGUAGAUGUUAUGGGAUUAGAACCUGAUAUGCUGUCUUGGGUGCCAAAGCCGGUCGCGGCAGUGACACUCCUUUUUCCCAUCUCUCAAGCCUAUGAACAACAUAAGGAUAAGGAAGAAAGUGAAAUAUUAUCCAAAGGUCAAGAAGUUUCUGGAAAUCUCUUUUAUAUGAAACAGAAUAUUAGCAAUGCAUGUGGCACUGUGGCACUCGUUCAUGGAGUGGCUAACAAUGUAGACAAAAUUGAACUAUCAGAUGGUCAUAUGAAAAAAUUCCUACAAGAGGCUAAAGGUUUGGAUGCUGCUGGUAGGGGCAAGCUCUUGGAAGGAUUUGAGGGUAUUAUUAAUGCCCACAAGGAGUUAGCUCAAGAAGGGCAAACCAACACUCCCAGUGCUGAUGAUCCUGUUAAUCAUCAUUUCAUUACUUUUGUGCAUAAAGAUGGAUCUCUGUAUGAGCUUGAUGGACGCAAGGCAUUCCCAAUUAAUCAUGGUCCUACUACUGCAGAUUCCCUCUUGGAAGAUGCAUCCAAGAUAUGCAAAGAGUUUAUGGCACGUGAUCCAGAGGAAGUCCGCUUCACGGUAGUUGCUUUAGCUGCUUCUGAUUAAGGGAGUCUGGCAUCAACACUAAAAUAUGGCACAGAGUACCAUAUUCUAGCUUCAACAUGCUAUGCUUUUAACUUUCAACUGUUAAACAAAUUUUAUAUCUAUUUGUAUGCUGUGCAAGCCUUUGUGAUAAUAAACUAUUAUAGAAAGUAAU
This is a messenger RNA of Pararge aegeria (speckled wood butterfly), 1050 nucleotides long. It is a transcript of the gene Uch, whose product is annotated as ubiquitin carboxyl-terminal hydrolase isozyme L3. NCBI's taxonomy places the organism in Eukaryota, Metazoa, Arthropoda, Insecta, Lepidoptera, Nymphalidae. The record is from RefSeq and is a predicted model, not a curated record. Gene Ontology annotation, cellular component: cytoplasm. Gene Ontology annotation, molecular function: cysteine-type deubiquitinase activity. The transcript is spliced from 2 exons. The coding region runs from base 207 to 899 and encodes 230 amino acids. Gene Ontology annotation, biological process: ubiquitin-dependent protein catabolic process; protein deubiquitination.